Vombatus ursinus (common wombat) is the source of this 491-nucleotide messenger RNA. RefSeq names its product secretoglobin family 3A member 2 (gene SCGB3A2). The record is from RefSeq and is a predicted model, not a curated record. The coding region runs from base 80 to 355 and encodes 91 amino acids. The transcript is spliced from 3 exons. Lineage: Eukaryota; Metazoa; Chordata; Mammalia; Diprotodontia; Vombatidae.
ACUAAGUUCAAUAGUGAGUCUAUUGGGAUUUCCUUUCAAACUUCAAGAAUCUGAGAAGUUUCUGCCAGGGACAACAGUCAUGAAGCUGGGACACGUCUUUCUGUUUGUAACUUUUGCCGUCUGCAGUUACUCUGCUACCGCUUUCUUCAUCAACAGUGGGUCUCUUCCCAUCAACAAUUUCAUGCCCCUGGACAUGAUCCUCUCCAUUAUUGACCCACUGAAAAUGGUCUUGAAAACACUGGGCAUCUCUGUGGAGCACUUGGUUGAAGGGCUAAAGAAAUGUGUGGAUGAGCUGGGGCCUGAGGCUUCCGAAGCUGUGAAAAAACUUCUGGAGGCUUUGUCCCACCUGGUGUGAUUUCAGGAUGAUAGACAAAACAAGUAGCUGCAUGCUUCAGGAUCCUCCCUUAUCUUCCUCUUAUCGUUUUAAUGCUUUAUCAUUUGCCUGACUCCAGGCAUCCUGAAUUGUAUCAAUAAAGCACUUAGACAGUUUU